Molecule: messenger RNA, 2897 nt
Organism: Nelumbo nucifera (sacred lotus)
Lineage: Eukaryota; Viridiplantae; Streptophyta; Magnoliopsida; Proteales; Nelumbonaceae
Product: LEAF RUST 10 DISEASE-RESISTANCE LOCUS RECEPTOR-LIKE PROTEIN KINASE-like 2.1
Biological process (GO): protein phosphorylation
Molecular function (GO): protein kinase activity; polysaccharide binding; ATP binding
Source: RefSeq, a predicted model, not a curated record
UAAACUUUUGUCAUCGUUUUCAUUUUUGCUUUCUACAAGAAUACGUUUUUCUUCAUCCAUUCCGGAUGAUCGGAUCUUAAUUAUUAUUUUAUUACAUAUGUAGACCGCCUACGUCAGAUACUUAUUGCAGAGAUAUUUGUAAUGCAAAAUUGCAAAUAUAGUUAUGUUCUGGGGGUGGACUGAACUGUAGUAAAACCCCCCUUCUUUUAUAAAUAUCCGUUUGUCAUAUUUGGAUUUUAUCGACUCUUGAACGUUUUGAUUAUGCUGGGUAUUUGUACAGUUGGUAUGGUCCUCGUUUCGCAAGGCGAUGGCUCAAAAUUCAACUGCACUCUCCCUCUUGCCUCUGGUCUUUAGGCAGAGUCAAGCCAAACCUAAAGAGACCCACCUCCCCCCUCCCUCUUCUCAAUCAAUUCAUCUGUAAUUCCCUUCAGACCUUCAUGAGCUUUCCCUCUCCUCAUCCUUGGGAGUCGGGAUCUAACGUUCCCCAUUCAGAGUCUCCUUGCUUCUCUAGAUAUAACGGUAUGUUUUCCUUUUUCUUAUUCUUGUUCUUCUCGGUCUUAUCGGUAGAAAGGGUUCUUUGCGUUGACCCACGAUUCGGAACUUGCAAGCCUCAAAUCUGCGGGAACCAGAACAUAAGCUAUCCAUUCUGGAUCAAUGACACUAAGAUACUACCUGAUUACUGCGGCUACCCAGGCUUUGAGAUUUCCUGCAAGAGCGACAAGCCUAUGCUCAAGAUCUCUGGGAAUGAUUAUAUGAUUCAAGAAAUCAACAACCAAACCCAAUCUGUUAGGGUCACGUACCAAGGGGCUGCAGAUGAUUAUUGUCCAUCUCCACUUUAUAACGUUAGCCUGGAUCGAACUCCCUUCGGAUUUGACUACGACCAUGCUUAUCUCUUCAUCUUCUUCAAUUGUAGCUCUCUUCUGGAUGAUGCAUACUCACGCUACAGGAUAAAUUGUACACCCCAUGAUUACACCUUCUCUCCUUUGACCUUAUUUGAGGGGGAUCCGGAGUUAAACUCUUCUUACUUGUUCCAAGAAUGCGACAAGUCGGUAUUGGCACCGGUUGAGAAGGAAAUUGGGGAUGAAAUAUUUCAGGGUAAGAUGUACCAGGAGAUUUUAAAUAAGGGGUUUUUGUUGAGAUGGAAUGCUGCCAACUGUAGUGAUUGCUUAGAAAGCGGGGGGCAAUGUGGAUUUGACUGGAAAGCAUACAAGUUCACUUGUCUCUGCCGCGAUCGCCCUCGAAUGAUGAGUUGCCGAGAUGAUAAGAAAAGUUGGAGGAGGAUUGCAUUAGGUAUUAGCGCCGCCGGAGUCAUAGCCGGGUCCGUCCUUGUAAUAUGCAUCGUCCUUCGCCGGAAAAGCAAAGAUAUAGAUGUUAACAACAGGAAAAAUAACGGAGAUACAGAGGUAGUCUAUUUCAAGAAUUAUGGAUACCUUCAUUACCUUGCCCCAAAGAGAUACAGAUAUUCACAGGUCAAGAAAAUAACCAACUCCUUCAAAGAUAAAUUAGGACAAGGAGGCUAUGGUUAUGUUUACAGAGGGAAGCUAUUUGAUGGUCAGCUUGUUGCAGUGAAGGUUUUGAGUGAAUCCAAAGGCAAUGGAGAAGAAUUUAUUAAUGAAGUUGCAAGCAUUAGUAGAACCUCUCAUGUCAACGUUGUCACUCUCCUGGGUUUCUGCUUUGAGGGGAAAAAACGAGCUCUUAUCUACGAGUUCAUGCCCAAUGGAUCUCUUGAAAAGUUUAUAUAUGAAGGGAAGUUUUCACAGGCAAAUCGUCAUCUUGGGUGGGAAAGACUUCAUCAAAUUGCAAUAGGCAUUGCUCGAGGGCUGGAGUACCUACACCGUGGUUGCAACACUCGCAUUCUACAUUUUGACAUAAAGCCACAUAACAUUCUCCUGGACCAAGACUUCUGCCCGAAGAUAUCGGAUUUCGGCCUUGCUAAACUAUGUCCUGAUAAGAAAGAAAGUGUCAUAUCGAUGCAGGGUGCUAGAGGGACUGCUGGUUAUAUUGCACCAGAAGUAUUCUCUAGAAACUUUGGAGGAGUCUCGCACAAAUCAGAUGUCUAUAGCUAUGGAAUGAUGGUUCUAGAAAUGGUUGGUGGACGGAAGAACAUUGACGUGGGUGUUGACAAUACUAGCGAAAUAUAUUUCCCCCACUGGAUAUAUAAGCGUCUCGGAAUGGAUGAGGAUCUUGGGUUAUGUGGAGAUAUCACUACUGAAGAAGAAGAAAUUGUAAGGAAGAUGAGUAUAGUAGGUUUGUGGUGUAUCCAGAUUGAUCCUUCAAGUCGGCCUUCAAUGAGUAAGGUUGUGGAGAUGUUAGAAGGAAGUCUUAAUUCCUUGCAGAUUCCACCCAAGCCUUUUCUGUCUUCUCCUUCAAGAUCAAGAUCAAGACCAACCUCACCCGGUGGUUCCCCUGUAAUAGAAGAAAGUUGUUCCAUGAGGUAAAUAUUUACUUCUUUUUGGCACCCGGUGGUUUGGCCAGGAAUUAAUUCCAUCCUAAACCAACUUACCUGAAUGCAAUAAUUAAUUUGGGGUUCGACCAACUGGGCAAAUACAAACCACCUAAAAUCAAACGAGUUCCAAUGUAUUUGUUGGUUUGGUCAAUAGUUGUCUUUCUAGGAGGAAUUUCCUUGGUUGAAUAAUCUAUCAACCUCUAUUUCCAGACUUUAAAGUGAGAACCAACAUUAAUUCUGAGACAUUUGCCUGAGAAAGUUCAAAAGAACAAAAGAUCAGAUUUGAUCCUAUUUAUUUAAGUUGGAUUGGAAUAUAAAAUAGGAUUGAGUGGAUCUAAAAGUGUGAUCUGUUUAUUGAUUGGAUUGUAUUUGUGUAUUGCUUGAAUAUAGACCCUUGUUAGGAUUUUAAUUUAAUAUCCUCUAGGAUUAAGUGGAAUUUGGGAAUUAGAUA